Messenger RNA from Gekko japonicus, 2186 nucleotides. It is a transcript of the gene FAM234A, whose product is annotated as family with sequence similarity 234 member A. NCBI's taxonomy places the organism in Eukaryota, Metazoa, Chordata, Lepidosauria, Squamata, Gekkonidae. The annotation marks the transcript as partial. The transcript is spliced from 10 exons. The record is from RefSeq and is a predicted model, not a curated record. Gene Ontology annotation, molecular function: protein binding.
UUUGCAGCAGCCUACAAAGCCCUGGAAGUGCGAGAUGUGGACCAGGACAGAGUGCAGGACAUCCUCUUUGCCUUCAGGGCUUCCGACGGCAGCCGCAGCAGCAGCAGCAAUAGCAGCACCAGCAGGUCCUGCUCCGGAGAAGGCCUCCCGUCUCCCUGUGCCUUCAUCGCCGCCGUUUCAGGCACCAACGGCAGCACCCUCUGGGAGGAGCCCGUGGCUGAAGACCUCCAGUUCAUGGACUGCUCCUUCCAGUACGGCGGUUCCCAAGGCUGCCUGGUCCUGGGCAAGCCAGCCUCUCUGGCAGCCGUUGACUUGAAGACAGGCAAGACAGUGUGGAGGGUGACAGCCGGGCUGGCAACGAAUGCGACGGUGCUCAGCCCCUUACUGACCGUCCCGGAUGUCGAUGGGGACGGUGUGCCGGACCUCCUGCUCUUUGCUGCAGCCGGUGAAGAGGUUCGGAGUGGCUUCUAUUCCGGAAAGUCCGGUGAGGAGGUUGGAUCCGGCGGAAGCCUGCGUCUGCCAGGGCGGCGGGGACACCUCAUGCAAGUCACCGCGACCGGGGCCCACUACGUGCUAUUCUACACAGCAAACACGCUGUAUGGCUACUCCCUGAAGGAGCUCUACACCAUGGCGUCUGGGUCUGAGGGCCACGGAGAGACCAGCCUGAAGGAGGACCCCCAGUGGCAGACGGCCAUGGACGAGGCCACGCACCGUGUGACCUUGCUCAGCUCCGGAGAGAUCCGCCGUGUGAUGAAGGUGCUGGGGAGGUCGGGGACCGACAUCCUGCUUGUGAGAUCAACCACGCUGGAGCUGCUGGACGGACAGCGCCUGGGCUCCCGGUGGGCCAGUGACGUCAUGCCCCCCAUCCAGAGUGAGCCCGUGCUUGGAUCCUUCGCUCCUGAUGAGGUCGCUAUUGUCGUGGAAAGCAGAGGGGCACCCGGCCGAAAGAAGAUUCUGAUUGUGGAGAGCAGUUCUGGAGACAUUAAGUGGGAGCUGGACCUUCUUUCGGGAGCCGGGGCUCCCACCCCAGCCACGCUGCCCACUGCCGAUCACAGGUCCCUCUUCUUCUUCUGGGGCGACUACCAGCCGGGCAGUAACGGAACAGAAUCAGAAGGGCCCCCCCAGAACCUCUACCUGUUCCACUCCUCUUUCCCCAACAUGAUCCUGUGGAUGAACAACAGCACCGAGGCCAUUGUGGUCUUCCAGGCGGUGCUCUUUGAGCGAAGUCGCCACGCCUGCUACGUGCUCCUGACCGGGCCAGAGACCGGCAGCGGUCCUGGACUGGUGGUGCUGUCCAAACGGAAGCUGAAGGAGGAUAUCGCUGGCAGCCACGUGAUCUGGCUGAACCAAGUGGCCCAGGACACGGAUCAGAACAUCCGGGACCGCUUCCUCCGGAUGCGAUACCACAGCCCCCGGUGAGCGCGCCCCAAGGCCCCCGGCCCAGGCGGAGGGUUCCUGGAGCAGACACAGAGAAGAUGAUGACCGUGGCGGAGGCUUCUGAAGCCACGAGAAGGUCUGGGAGGCAUCCACACCUGGUGGGCGGCUGGCCCCAGGGCCUGUGGGGGCGGAGACGAGUCCCUUUUCCUCAGGCCCCCCGGGCAGAGCUUGGCAGCACCUUCUGGGGGGGGGGGAGGUUCCUGCAGGGUCCUUGACUUCAGGUGACAGGCGAAUACGUGGCCCCUUGGCUGGCACUGGAACCAUCGCAGGAAGAUGUUGCGGAGAGCCAGAUUUCCCAGGGGCCUGGUGCAAGGUCCACGCACACGCCCUGCCCACCCGUUCCUGCAUUCUCCCCCCUGCAUCCCAUCGGCCUCUGCGGAGAGCCAGGCCAGGACCCGUUCUCGGGCCGACAUCUCCUUGCUGGGUGCCUUGUCUCCGGAUCCUGUGGCAGCAAAGUGGAAGACUCAGCGGAGGGAGGGAGGGAGAGAGGAGCAGCCAGCCCCCCCCCCCCCAGUCUGACCAGGCUGCCAGAGGAGUUCUGCGUUGCUUCAUCCUCCUCCUCCUCCUCCUCCGGGGCAGGGCUGAGGCACACCUGGCGGCUUUCUCCUCAACGGUGAAGGAACUUUCUCUUGUUUUGCCCUUGAUUGGUGUGAACUUUGGUCAUAGAUGUCGUCUCCGGAAUUGCUUCCGGGGCAUUCCAGAGCUUGGUCUGACAGUUCCUGUGGUUUCAGUAAACCUUUGAUUGCGAC